Messenger RNA from Chrysemys picta bellii (western painted turtle), 2576 nucleotides. NCBI's taxonomy places the organism in Eukaryota, Metazoa, Chordata, Testudines, Emydidae. The record is from RefSeq and is a predicted model, not a curated record.
UGGAGUUUGGAGUCGCAUGGGCAAGUCACAUGUUCAUGCCCAAUUUCCCUCAGUCAUUGCAGGAAGCCAUUACCUACAUUCCAGACAGCACAUUUACAUGACAGUCCACUCAGUGUAGAUGGGCUUCUCCAAUGGUCCAUUGUCAACCAAGUGUGUCUUGAUGAACCACUUAAUUUCAACAGUCCCUCCAAGAUGUGCUAGCUAUCUAUCUUGUGGACGUUACCCUGUUAUGCUUAUAAGAAGCACAUGAGAUCUCUUUCAGGGGAAAAGGAAAUACACUGCGUUUAUUGAAGAUAUAACAGUUAGCAUAUGCAUUCAAUCACACACACACACACACACUGUCCCGCCUGUCGAUUUUAUAGUUAACAGUCCAGAGUCCGGAUAAACUUAGUGGCCAUUUAGAUUCAUCACUGGUAGGGAGGAGCCGGGUUCAGUCGGUCGCGACACGAUGCUCUGGGGAAGUCUUGGCAGGAUGAACCCAAAGUUUCAUGGCAAGGCACCCUGUUUAUAUAGCGAUUUUCCUUCAUUGGGACCAAUGAGUUUUGCACCGUCAUACUGUAAUCAAUUGUUGUUUGAUGAGUGUUUGUUUUCUUAAAUUGUCCUUCUCAUCCUUUAUCUUGUUCUUUCAUCAAGUUCCUCAGGGAGUUGUUCCAUGUUGGUUUUGAUCACAGCUAUCUUGUCCCCACUGGUAGGUGCCUGUCUUAUCUUUAGAGUCGUCAGUCUGCCCUCCUCUGACAUUUCAAUAUGGGUGUGUUGCAGCCUCCUGGUGCCCUUGCAUCUGUCUCCAGUUCCUUCCUCAUACAUCUGGUUCAGCGAUGGCCUUCACACUUAUCUCUUAACACAUACAUUCCUCAUUCACACACAAAACAGAAUUAAUUUACACAGAACAUUUUGAACAGGAACAUCAAAUUGCAAUGCAAAAGAAAACAAUCAUGGCAUUCUUUUACUUAUUUGAAAAUGCUAAACCUACAAUAAAUUGGUGACCCUCAAAGGUCUGUUACUGCCUUGAAAUCAGUCCAGACACAGCUUCUGGCUGAUGUAUCUCUACCCAUUGGCCCAUUAGGCCAUUCCUUUCUCUUAUUCAAAAAGGGUGGCUGGCAGGAUAUGAUCAGAUCAUACAUCAAUACAUUUAAUACAUGCUACAUUAUUAUCCUUCAUUCUAAAUUAUAUAAAAUACAAACAUAAAAUCCUACUACUACAUUUGGGGGAAAAGUUUUGGGAAGUUCAGUUCCUGGUUUUUAUUUGACCUCUCUUCAGCACUUGUUUUGGUUUGGCCUUCCCCUUUCCAUCCCUGUUUGAGGUUUCUGUCUCUAUCACAGCAGGUGAUGCAAUGGUAUGUGACAAAGAGGAACAGAAUUCUCAGCAGGAAAAUGUUGAGCAAGUGGAUAAACACAGAGAAUUAUCGCAAAGACCAAAAAGGAAUGUGUCCAGGAGUCAUGAGCAGGGAAACUCCUGUGAGAUUCAGCACAGACCAGAAAGAGAGCAAGGAAACCAGCCAGGGGAGAAAGUGGGUAAAUUUAUUUCCUGUUGGGGAACUCAGAAGGACAUCAAGGAAACCACAACCCCACAGGAAAUCCUCAUGGGAAAGAGAAAAAAUACAUGCACUGAGUGUGGGAUAAACUUACAUGACUACUCAGCCCUUAUAAAACAUCAGAGAAUACACACAGGUGAGAAACCCUGUGAAUACAGUGAGUAUGGGAAAAUCUUCACUCGCAGAUCAGGCCUUUUUCUCCAUCAGAGAAUCCAGACAGGGGCGAGGCCCUAUGAAUGCACUGAGUGUGGAAAAUGCUUUGCUAAGAGCUCAGCCUUUUCUGAACAUCAGAGAAUCCAUACAGGGGAGAGACCCUAUGAAUGCAGUGAGUGUGGGAAAAACUUCACUCACAGAACAGGCCUUUUUCUCCAUCACAGAAUCCACACAGGGGAGAGGCCCUAUGAAUGCUGUGAGUGUGGGAAAACCUUCAAUCGCAGUUCGCACCUUAUUAGGCAUCAGAAAAUCCACACAGGGGAGACACCCUAUGAAUGCAGUGAGUGUGGGAAAAUCUUCACUCGCAGAUCAGGCCUUUCUGAACAUCAGAGAAUCCACACAGGGGAGAGGCCCUAUGAAUGCAGUGAGUGUGGAAAAUGCUUCACUAAUAACUCAGCCCUUUCUAAACAUCAGAGAAUGCACGCAGGAGAGAGACCCUAUGAAAACAGUGAGUGUGGGAAUACCUUCUCUUGGUACUCAACCCAUGUUAGCCAUCAGAGAAUCUGCAUGCGAGAUCAACACCAUAAAAACCUCUAGGUCUAUCAAUACUUUUUUUAAAAAUACUUUUCCUGAUUCCUACAUAACUUUUAAAGCUGCUUGAACUGUUUGCAGCACCGUUAUCCCUCGGCUUCUCCAGAUGAGUGGGCCAUUUUUGCCUUUUGCAGUUUGCCCUGUUUUGAGAUGGACCUAUUUGUACUUUCUGUUGUCCCAUGGGUAAUUUGAGUGUGCCCUUUGUAUCAGGAACCAGGGAGCAUCACAUUUAUACCAUUCCUCUUAUUUCAAAGUUAUUGUUAGAAUCACCAAUGAUACAGAUUGUAUUAUUGUCAGUUAU